UCGAGAUAAUUUGCAAACAAAUCGAAAUUGCAGUGAUCGGUGCUGAAGAGUAUUGAUUACCACGGACUGUGACAAUUUGCGCCCAGUAAGUAGCGAGAGCGCCGCCCAAUAGGACUCGUAUCAGCCGCUGCCUCAUUAUCGCAGCAGAACAAGCACAAGACAGGAUAAACUGAACGGCAGUGGUUGGCUGAUAGCUGAUUAAAUCUGAUUAUCAAAACUAGUGUUUCUGGCUGGAAUGAAGUCGUUUUACAACCCAGUCACAGACCGAUGACCGCCACCUGGAACCUUCCGUAAGAUUUUCACACAACGCUGGAGUUUCGAAGUGAGAGAUUUCUGUAUUUCUUGAGGAAAAACAAUUUGUUGUGUGUUCUUUGAACUGAAGUAUUGGCCAUCUGCCUCCUUCUCUUUAACCGUGACAUUGUACAUCUACUGGAGUUUGUAACUGUACCUCAACCAUGUCCGACUCUAAGUCAAGUGUCGCCUUCAACCACAGCGACAGCGAGGGCGACGUGGUAGGUGAUGACAAAUGUGAAAGUCCUUCAACAACAACAGGGGCAGAUAACUCUGAGGACAGAGAGUCACCGAGGGGUGGUGUAAAAUAUUCGCCACCCAACAUCAAACCCUCGUUUCUUAUAUCAGACAUUUUGUCAGACAAAGGCCCCCCGAGGUCAGACACAGUGUUCCCAUCAGUAGCUCCCCAUCUGUACCGACAUCGGACCGACCCAGCACCAGAACUACCGCACCCAGACUACUUCGUCAGACAACCGGAGGAUGAUGACAACGACGACAAACUAAGUGAUUCAUUGCACGAGACGGACGCUUCGGGGUGCCACGACCACGCCCACGACAACCCUAACUGCCCCUCCAAGUCCAAGAAGCCCCGCAAGGCCCGCACGGCUUUCACUGACCACCAGCUGAGCUGUCUGGAGAAAAGCUUUGAGAGACAGAAAUACCUCAGUGUCCAGGACAGGAUGGAACUGGCGGCCAAACUCAACCUCACGGACACCCAGGUGAAGACGUGGUACCAGAACAGAAGAACCAAGUGGAAGCGACAGACAGCCGUCGGCCUGGAACUCCUGGCGGAAGCUGGCAACUAUGCCGCCGUACAGCGCAUGCUCCAGUCUAGUCCCUACUGGUCCUCCUACCCUCACACGUCCACCAUUCUCUCCAAUAUGGACGCCCUCUACUACAGACAUGGCGUCGGAGCCCUUCCGGUCAACAGACCUAUAAUCCCGCGCAUGCUCAUCCAUGGACUGCAGCAACACGUGAGCCAUCUACCCCCACCUCACUAACCGGAAGCAGCCAGAAGACUUGUCACAUUCCCAAUACGGGUAGCUGUGAUACAGACACAGGUCGAUCCAUGACCUUUAGUGCAGGGAAAAUGACCUUGACCUUCAGUGCAGGGAUAUUAACCUUGACCUUAAGUGCAGGGAUACUGACCUUGACCUUAAAGUGCUGAAGAAAAUAUUAGCCAUCCAUUGAAACACUUACAGUUUCCCUGGCAACAGAGGAGUUUACUGAACUACAACGUUACGUUUCAUGUUCUUCGCUCGGAUCAUUGGAAGCUGCAGCAAACUUCGCCCUGGUGUCUUCACGUUGUUCCAACGUCAUGAGGAACCUCUGCACGAACUGACGAUCAGUCGUUUAGCUGGACGUACACGUGAAGUCUUAUGUACAAGGCGGUGUACCAGUGGCCACAGACAGUUGGUGUGCUGCCAGGGACAUCCUGGUCAACACUUAUUCCGGGGUACUUGUCAGUUACAUGCAGCGAAUCUCCAGGGACCUGUCCGGUUUAUACAGGUAAUAUUCCUGUCGACUAAAGACUUGGCUGCACGGACAGGGUGCUGCUGACGGAAUCAUUGUGUUUACACGUUAGUGGGAGACUCGAUGUAUAUAUCCGAGAGGAACGCUGUAUUUAUAUGCACACACUAUUUAUGCGUAAUUGAAAAGUACGUAUAAUAUAUUGACGUUAUGUUCAGUAUUAAUAAUUUCCAUGAAACCACGACUAUUUUCUGUUGAGAUUUACAGAGCCUUCCACUGCCUGCUUCAAUGUACAGACCAAACACUUACCACACGGCAACGUUUAAACAUGGUCCUUAAAUGUUCGUUUACCUAAAAUGUGUUUAUUUAUAUUGUAAGAACAAGGAAUUACUACGCCAGGCGACAGCGGAAGUCACGUGGGGAGAUCGCAUGUGUGCCUCACAAAGAAAGCCAAACACAUGAGUUUCUUCUGUUACGACACGUGGUCAUAUCACGUGACACACAAUGUGGUUUGUGAAUAAAGAUGAAAGUUUCUUGAAA
Messenger RNA from Haliotis rubra (blacklip abalone), 2301 nucleotides. RefSeq names its product barH-like 1 homeobox protein. Lineage: Eukaryota; Metazoa; Mollusca; Gastropoda; Lepetellida; Haliotidae. The transcript is spliced from 3 exons. Bases 456 to 1292 code for a protein of 278 amino acids. The record is from RefSeq and is a predicted model, not a curated record. Gene Ontology annotation, molecular function: DNA-binding transcription factor activity, RNA polymerase II-specific; DNA binding. Gene Ontology annotation, biological process: regulation of DNA-templated transcription.